Paramecium sonneborni is the source of this 3835-nucleotide messenger RNA. The record is from the annotation of a GenBank genome assembly. Lineage: Eukaryota; Ciliophora; Oligohymenophorea; Peniculida; Parameciidae.
AUGUUUGUCGAAUUACUUAAUAAAUAAAUGAAAAAGAAGAGAAUCAAUUUUACUGAUCUUGAAGACUUAGAUGCAUUGGGAGAUGGAUAUAUACGUAAAAAAUAGUUUUAAGAUUAUGUAAACAAAAAAUUGUAAAUGGAUACUUCAGAUAUUUCAUUUUAAGAUUUUAUGACAAGUAUUCAAUAAGAUUAAUAAAACAUUUCAUUUUAAAAGUUAAAAUAGUCUUUAAAACUUGAUGAUGCUUCUAAUAAAUUAUUAUCAGAUAUCAAUACAGAAUUAGCAUAUGAAUAAAGCAAGCCUGAAUAAGUAUUCAAAAAAUAUGAUGCUAAUAGGAAUACUAAAUUAGAAUUAAGAGAAUUUUCUGAGUUUCUAGUCUAAUUGGUAGGUGAUGUAGAUUCAAAAAUUGUUGAAACUUUAUUCUAUAAAUUGGAUGCAAAAGGAGAUAAUACAAUUAAUUUAUAUGAAUUUAAGUAAAAGAUAACAAAGCAAGAAAGUGAUUUAUCAGAAUAAUAAUAAACAAAUAUAAAUAUAAACAAACUGCAUAAACAUUCGCAAAAUAAUUAAGUCCGUAGAUCAUGAAAUCUGUUUUUCGAUUAAAAGAUGCUCUAAAAGAAAGCAAUGAAACCCUUGAAAUAUUUGAUAGAAAAGGAAGAGGAUAAAUUCUACUAAAUGCCUUCCAAGAUAUAAUUGUUAGUUUAAGCUUCGAAUUUUCGGAGUUCAAAUAAUUGGCUCUGUAUCUUUAGUCUCCGGAUGAUAAGAGGUUUCUACAAUAUGAUAAAUUAGCAAUUUUGAUGAACGAUUGUGAUGAAGCAGAACAAUUACUAAUUAAUCUAAAUCAAACUAUUUAGUCAGGCAAAGUGGCAACUGCAUCAUUAUUUUAUAAUUUUGAUUAAAAUGGAAAUGAUGUCCUGGAUAAAUAAGAGUUUUAUAAACUUAUCAGAGACAUUGAUCCAAUGUCAAGAAAUAAACCUGUAGACAAUUUAUUUUUGCUUCUCGAUGCUAAUUCUGAUGGAUCUAUUAGUAUUAGUAAAUUUAAAACAAAAGUUUGUAACAAAGAUAAACCUAGAAUUAUGGCAACAAUAAAUAAAUAGUAAUUGAGUAUUUUUGAUGAUGUUAUGAAAUUUGCUAAAGAUUCUACUACUCUAUUGGGAGAGUUUGAAAUAAGAGAUGAAAAUUAUACAAAUAAAUUAGAUUUAGAAACAUUCAUAAUGGUUAUAAAGAAAAAUAAUGGUCCAAAUAUUCAAUUACUUGAAAUGAAGGCAUUAGCUGAUUAAUUAGGUGCACUCUAAGGCAAUAAUAUAAACUAUAAGAUAUUUUGUUUAAAGGCUAAAUAGUAUUAAGUCGAAACACCCUCAACUAAAAUAGAAGUCAUAAUUACUAAAUUAAGAGAAUAACUCAAAUCCAAAAAUACUAACAUUAUUGAGAUUUCUUAAGAUUUUGAUAUCAAUCAUAAAGGAAAAGCUAAAGUAAAAGCCAUUUAAAUGGGUUUGUCAGAUAAAUAAAUAGCAUUAAAUGAAAAUGAGUGGGAAUUAUUACUAACAAUUAUUGAAUAGGAUGCGUAAGAUUUUAUUGAUUAUUAUGCUUUUAAUGAUUUAAUUAAUUUAGGAUUAGCCAAUUAUAAGGAAAGUAGAAAGGUCUUAGUAACUAAUACUAAUUAAGAAAUCGAUAGAAUUGUUAAGAACUUUUCAUAAUUUUUAGAGUAAGAGGUUUGCACACUAUUAUCUAUGUAUAGAUAAACUGACAAAGAUAAAAAUAAUUUUAUAUCUUUUGAAGAAUUCACUGCUUUGCUAUAAAAAACAAUAGGUUACAGCACAACUAUAGAUAUUUAAAAGCAACUUUUUGAUAUUUUUGAUAUGGACAAAGAUGAAAAAAUUAAUUUUACUGAAUUUGAAUAUCAAAUCUACAAAAGAAAUGAAAUAGCUGCUAAAUAAAUUCAAGAAAUGAAACUAGUAAUGUUAAAUGGCCGCAAUCCUUAAAUGGAUCAAUAAUUAUCUGAUUUGUUUCUAAUCAUCUCUUAAGGAAGUUAGUUUAUUGAAUUUAAACAGUUUGCUAACUAUAUUAAUUAUUUUUAAAAAUAUCCAAUGUUAGAAUUAGAUCAAUUUUUUAGAUAUUUUGAUUAAGAAUAUUCAUAAAAAAUUAGAUUAAUUUAGGUUUAUCUUAGCAUUUAAAUAGCAAUAAAGAUCAGAUUAAUCCUAAUAAUAGUAACCACUUCCUUAAUAACUUUAAAAUCCAUAAUAAUAAUCAUAUCCUUAGUAAUAACCUUAUCCUUAAUAAUAGCCAUAUCCUUAAUAAUAACCAUAUCCUUAAGGCAUUUAGCAAAUACCUCCUAACUACUAAUAAACGCCUUAGUUUUAAUAAAAUGGUCUAUAAAAUAAAUUUGGAUAAUAGUAAUAUUUUUAAUGGAUAACAACCAUUAUAAAAUUUGUAAUAACCUUAAUAAUUUUAAUAAUAUAAUCCAUUAUAAAAUUAGUAAGAAGUAGGUAAUUCAUUUAAUGCCUCAAUUCCAAACAGUUCAAUUGCUUAUCCUCCUUAAAAUGCAUUAUAUAAUUAAUAAUAAUAACCUUAAGAAUUUAGAAAAAGCAAGAGUGGGUGCAGAAUAAUAAAUUUGAAUAGAGUUGGGUAUCAUAAGGAUAGGACUAAUAUUCUUAGAAAUAUGAUCCUAAUUAAAACAAAGUCGCAAAGCCUUAACAAUAAUAAUCACAAAUUCCUAUAGAAUUCGAUCUAAAUUUCUAUGAACAAGAAAUACAAAAAAAAUGCAUUUCGAAAAAUAUAGAUUUUUUUGAUUUGUUAUGUUAAUGUGAUGAUACACCUCUUCCAGAAUUAAAGAUUUCAAAGCCUGACUAAUUAGAAUUGGCCUUCCAAUUCUUAGAAAUAUUAGCUCCUACUCCUCAUGUUCAAUAAUAUUAUUAUUACUAUUCUUAAGGCUAAAAUUAAAUGGGCAUAGUCUUGUCCUAUUUAAAAAUGAAUAAUCCUGGAAAGCUUAUAGCAAAAGCACUAAACUUCACAAUGAUGAAGCAUAAACAAUACACAAAACAAUAACUUUGGAAUUUGAUAGGAGAAAACAAACCUGUUUGGUAAAUACCUUAAUUAGAUAAGAUUAAUAAAAAUUUAAAAAUCGGAUUGAAUGAAAGAGAAAUAAGGGAAGCAUUUUAAUAUUGGGAUACUGAGUAAAAGGGUUAAAUAACUUUCAAGAUAUACGAUGAAAUUCUAACACUGAAUUAAAUAGUGAUACCAUAAAAGUAAGAUGGAACUCAAUCUAAAGAUCCAGGUUUGUAAUCGACAUUAGAUGCUUUUAUUACAUUUAUCAGAAGUUGUAUUAGCUAAAAAUUGUUUCAAUCUUUACGAAUAACAAGAUAAAAGAGGAUAUAAUUAAAUACCUUAUAAUGACUUUUUAACUGUAAGUAAAAAACUAAUAGGAGCAAUAUCAGCUGAAGAGAUUAAAUCAAUCAAAUAAUUAUUGUAGUAAAAUGGCUAUAUCAAUUUGAGUGAUUUAGCUAAAUUAUUGAAUGUUGAUAGAAAUAAAAUUAAUUAGUAUAGCUAAGAAGACGAGAAAAAAUAAUUUGGUCUAGCUUAAAAAGAUUAAAGAAAAUCUGUGUUAAAUGCUUAGAAUAAAGAAAGAUUUAACAAAAUAUUACCAAUUAUUAAUGAAUAUUUGAGAAAGCGUAAUAAAUCUUAUGAAGAUUUUGGUCUUUACUUCUUUCCACCUAAUUCAAAUAGCGCUAUUGAUAGAGCAUAAUUUACAAAGAAGGCCUUAGAUGCUUAAUUUGGAUUGACUGCUACUUAAUGUGAAGAACUGUAUGAUUAUUUGGAUGUUAAUUCUAGUGGUCAUAGAUGA